AUCCCGGUGCAUUGUGGGGAUUUACGUAAAGCCAAGAUGGCGGCCGCCUGCUCCAGAGCCGUCUGUAAGGUCGGACGGUCUUUCCUGGAGACUCCAGCCGCGGCGCGGUCCGGCACCGUCUCGCUCCUGCUGGGGAACGCCGGGACUCAUGGCUCACGAAGGGGGUUCGGUACCAGCGGGCCGGGGUUCCGGUCCAGACUGCUGUCCUCGAUGCGGGCAGCAGGAGGCAGGGCUCUGGGCUGCGCCUUCCUGCUCGGAGGCGGUCUGGGUCUGUACCAAACCCUCCGGCUGUCCGCCCAGCAGCACCUGGCGGAGGAGGACAGGAAGGUUCCAGGAAGGGUCCCGAAGAUGACCCUGUACCAGUACAAGACCUGCCCGUUCUGCAGCAAGGUGCGAGCCUUUCUGGACUACUAUGGGCUGCCGUACGAGAUUGUGGAGGUGAACCCGGUGAUGAGGCAGGAGAUCAAGUGGUCUUCAUACAGAAAGGUGCCCAUCCUGAUGGUGGACGGCGAGCUGCAACUGAACGACUCGUCUGUCAUCAUCAGCUCCCUCAGAACUUUAAUGAUCAACAAGGAGAAAAACAUCUCCGAUAUAAUUUGCUGCUACCCUGAGAUGAAGUCCAAGAACGACCGGGGGAAGGAGGUGACGGAGUAUAACAACAAGUACUGGCUCAUGCUGAGCGAGGCCCAGAACGCGGUGGUUUAUCCUGCCAAGGGGAUGCAGAAAGAGGAGAUGAAGUGGCGACAGUGGGCUGAUGACUGGCUCGUGCACCUCAUAUCUCCAAACGUCUACCGGACUACCGGCGAAGCCCUGGCCUCCUUCGACUACAUCGUGCGCGAGGGCAAGUUCGGUACCGUCGAAGGCUUCUUCGCCAAAUACGUAGGGGCUGCUGCGAUGUUCGUCAUCUCAAAAAGACUGAAGAGUCGACACAACCUGCAGGACGACGUCAGGCAGGAUCUCUAUAAGGCCGUCAACGACUGGGUGGCAGCCAUUGGCAAAAACAGGAAGUUCAUGGGUGGAGAUCAGCCUAACCUGGCAGACCUGGCGGUGUUCGGCGUCCUCAGAGUGAUGGAAGGACUGCAGGCGUUCAACGACAUGAUGGAGAACACCAAAGUCAAACACUGGUACAGACGCAUGGAGAGGGCGACGCUCAACCACGAGGGCCGAUCUUAAAGGGCUUCACAACGCCGAACCUCCAAAUGGACGAUAAACCUGCACCAGGAAACAAAAUGGCCUUCGUUGUUUGUAGGAAUCUCAGAUGCCUCCAGAAGCUGCCGCUCCGUUGUCCAAACACUCUGACGUUUAGAUUUCAGCAUUUAGUGAUGAAGAUGCUUUUGGGGAAACCCUUAAUUAAGCUUUCUGCAUCAGAUUUUCACAGCGGUGACACCUACAGGUGGACAGGGGGAACUGCAGCCGUUACUCACGCCUCAGCUUUUCUGCAGAAUUAAGACUCAAAUAAAGUCUAAUCUUCAGUCCAGUUAAAUUACUAAAAAUAAAAUUGUACUGCCUUUUUCAAUAUUUAUCCAAAAUUAAGUGAUUUAAUCAUUUCCCAGGAAUGACAGGAGCCCAAAACAGUGGUUGUAUCGGCGUAAUACGUCUAGUUAACGGUGUAGAAAGUCUUGCAAAGUUAGAAGACAAUGUUAUCUAAAGUCUAAAUUUUGCUUCAGAACUUCAUAAUUCUCCUUAAUCUUUCAAAUUGAAUAUAAUUGUUUUUUUGCACACACAGCUUUAACGGUUCUUGAUCUAAAAUGCUCAAACUAGAAGAUUUAGUUCAUUUUUUUCCCCAAAUUUUUUGCACAAAUGCAUGUUUUUUUAUUUCUUUAGUUGAAAUUUAUUCUGAGGCUUUACAGAAAGUUUUCUUUGCCAGGUUUUCAAGAAGAGAAUAAAAAUAAGACGGUUUCAUGGUCUAGUUUCUGUGCAGGAACCAUAAAAUGAGGUUCUCUGUAUUUAUUCCUCACAAAAUCCCGUCAGGCUGGACUGUAGCAAACAUGUCGGCUGCAGGUUAACUGAAUUACUUGUAAUCCUGUGUAGAUAUGAAAAGAUGAAAUAAAAGGAAGUUUUCUGGGUUUAUUUCGCUUCACUUUGCUGCUAUUUGACAGAAAGCUUUUAUCAGAAAUAGCAGAUCCCUCAUGUUGGUCACCUCUGUUUAAAGAUGUGUAAAAACAAGAAUUCAAAUAAAGCAGUUUUAUUGCAGUAAA
This is a messenger RNA of Fundulus heteroclitus (mummichog), 2198 nucleotides long. It is a transcript of the gene ptgesl, whose product is annotated as prostaglandin E synthase 2-like. Bases 37 to 1173 code for a protein of 378 amino acids. The transcript has 7 exons. The record is from RefSeq and is a predicted model, not a curated record. NCBI's taxonomy places the organism in Eukaryota, Metazoa, Chordata, Actinopteri, Cyprinodontiformes, Fundulidae. Gene Ontology annotation, molecular function: prostaglandin-E synthase activity. Gene Ontology annotation, cellular component: mitochondrion.